Daldinia vernicosa is the source of this 1128-nucleotide messenger RNA. RefSeq lists its product as uncharacterized. Gene Ontology annotation, biological process: post-translational protein targeting to endoplasmic reticulum membrane. Gene Ontology annotation, molecular function: molecular adaptor activity; protein binding. NCBI's taxonomy places the organism in Eukaryota, Fungi, Ascomycota, Sordariomycetes, Xylariales, Hypoxylaceae. Gene Ontology annotation, cellular component: TRC complex; membrane. Bases 1 to 1128 code for a protein of 375 amino acids. The record is from RefSeq and is a predicted model, not a curated record. The transcript is spliced from 2 exons.
AUGAGAAAUACAUUCCCAAUGGCGACGACAACAAAACAACGCCUGGCCCUCGCCAUCUGCGACUUCCUAUCCACCUCCCUAACCGACGGCACCCUAUCGUCCGAGGACAAAGACAGCAUCGACGUCGCAAUCAACUGCAUCGCCGAAUCCUUCAAGGUCGACCCCACCGACCCCGCCGCCCUCUCCGCCGCCACCGGCACCCAGAACCUUCUACAGAUCUACGGCGUCUACGAGAAGCUCAAGUCCUCCACCACCACCACCGCCUCCGCCAAACCCGCCUCCUCGAGUACCGCCGACGCCUCCUCCGAGAAGACGAAGGAACCCACCGAUGACGAGAAGGCUCGCGCCGAGGACCUCAAGGCCCGCGGCAACCGCGCCAUGGCCUCCAAGGACUACCCCGCCGCCAUCGACCUGUACACCCAGGCCCUAGCCCUCCACCCCCGCAACGCCAUCUACCUAUCCAACCGCGCCGCCGCCUACAGCGCCGCGCGCGACCACGCCAGCGCCCGCGCCGACGCCGAAGCAGCCGUCGCCAUCGACCCCAAGUACACCAAAGCCUGGUCGCGACUCGGCCUAGCCCGCUUCGCCCUCGGCGACGCCAAGGGUUCCAUGGAAGCCUACCGACAAGGGAUCGAGCACGAAGGCAACGGCGGCAGCGACGCCAUGAAGAAAGGCUUCGAGACCGCGAAGCGACGCGUCGACGAGCUGGAAGCCGAGACCGCAGACGCGGCACCGACGGCACGUGGCGGUGGCGGCGGUGGUGUUCCUGAUCUAGGCAGCCUAGCGAGCCUCUUCGGCGGCGGAGGCGGCGGUGGAAACCGCGACGGAGCUAGCGGUGGUGGCGGGGGUGGUCUCCCGGAUCUCGGCAGCAUCAUGAGCAACCCCAUGUUUGCGAGCAUGGCGCAGAACCUGAUGUCGAACCCGGACAUGAUGCAGAACCUGAUGAGCAACCCGCGCCUACGCGAGAUGGCCGACCGUUUCUCUAGCGGCGGUGGCAUGCCCGACCUAGGCUCUCUGAUGAACGACCCUAACAUCGCCGACAUGGCGAGGAAUAUGAUGGGCGGCGGCGGCGGCGCUGGCGCUGAUGAUGGGAACAGCCCUGGAGCCGGGCGUGGCGCCGGUCGAUGA